This is a messenger RNA of Micropterus salmoides (largemouth bass), 1555 nucleotides long. RefSeq names its product lysine methyltransferase 5Ab (gene kmt5ab). The record is from RefSeq and is a predicted model, not a curated record. Bases 140 to 1150 code for a protein of 336 amino acids. Lineage: Eukaryota; Metazoa; Chordata; Actinopteri; Centrarchiformes; Centrarchidae. Gene Ontology annotation, molecular function: protein binding; histone H4K20 methyltransferase activity. The transcript has 8 exons.
UGAGAGGCGCAGUACGGUUUUUAAAUCCACCAAGCUCUCACCGCACUACUCCGCAGCGUAGUGCUCUUAUGUUUGUCGUUGCAGAGGCAGUGAACACAGAAAGUCCUCGUCCUCUCUGGAUUUUUUUGUGGAAACUGACAUGGCAAAAGGAAAGAAAAAUGUACUGAGAACCGACAAAAAGCCCGAGGACAGUGCAGAACAUAAAGUCACCUCACGGAAAGAGACGAAGGAAAACAAACCAGCAGCUAACAAGGAUUGCGUAGGUACAGUGCCAUCAAUUUUUCAGAGUUUACGGAGUCCAAAAAAACCGAGAUCCCCGCUGAGUGAUGGUUCAAGCAUGCUGAUCCAGGAAGGAAAUGAAUCUGAGGCAACUACUCCUGACAUGUCAAAGCUGAAAAAAGACAUGCCUGAUGAAAUAAAGUCUGAGAGUUGUGAGCCCAAAGAGCAGAAAUCUGAAAUGGCCUGUCUCAGUCAUGGAAUAAGAGAACAAGUAGAGCAAAAAGAGUCCACGACACACACAGAUACCAGGUCUGCAGCAGACAUCAAAGUUUCAGCAUCCAAAACACGGAGUAGAAAUGGCCGUAAAGUCAGGGCAAAAAAGACGGAGAAUAAAGCUCCCCAAAACAGAAAGGUCACAGACUAUUAUCCCAUCAGACGGAGUAACAGAAAAACUAAGGCAGAGUUAAAGAAUGAAGAACACAGACACCUCGAUGACCUGAUAAUGAAUGGCAUUGAAGAAGGAAUGCAGGUCAAACACAUAGAAGGAAAAGGAAGAGGGAUAUUUGCCAUCAAGAGCUUCAAAAAGGGAGAGUUUGUUGUGGAGUACCAUGGAGACCUACUGGAACUACCCGAGGCUAAAAUGAGAGAGGCCAAGUACGCUCAGGAUCCCCAAACAGGCUGUUACAUGUACUAUUUCCAGUAUCAAUCUAAAACAUACUGUGUGGACGCUACAAAGGAAACAAGCCGUCUUGGAAGACUGAUUAACCACAGUAAAACAGGCAACUGCCAGACUAGACUUCACGCCAUCGAUGGAAACCCUCAUCUGAUCUUGGUGGCUUCCAGAGACAUCAAAGCAGAGGAAGAGCUGCUGUAUGACUAUGGUGAUCGGAGUAAAGCCUCAGUCUUGGCUCACCCUUGGCUCAAAUACUGAAACCUCAACAACAGAAAGUUCAUAUUUCAGAUGAAUUGGUGCUCUCUGCUGUCCUGUUCAAUUUUAUGCAAAAGAUGCUAGAGAUGAGCAGUCCUCAAAAUGCUUUUUUAUUAAGUAUAUAAACCAUGUCUGUCUUAAAUGGAGGCUAAUGCUUCAACUCAUGAGGUUAUUUUUAUUUUUUUUGUUGAAACAGUUGUUUUUAUCAUGCUUUUUAUGUAUAUUUUUAAUCUAAUUGUAGCAGAUUGACACACACGUAAAGUAUUUCUCCUGGAUAAGUAAUGUUUGACAUUGUCUUACAAAAGGAAACCCCCUUUUGUAAGGAAUAUAAUUGACCAUUCAAUUUCACUAUUGUAAAUUACAUGUGCUGUAAAUUGAGGAAUAAAACUUGAGUUUUCAUUCCAGCUA